Messenger RNA from Helianthus annuus (common sunflower), 752 nucleotides. RefSeq names its product acyl carrier protein 2, mitochondrial. Gene Ontology annotation, biological process: fatty acid biosynthetic process. Gene Ontology annotation, molecular function: acyl carrier activity; acyl binding. NCBI's taxonomy places the organism in Eukaryota, Viridiplantae, Streptophyta, Magnoliopsida, Asterales, Asteraceae. The transcript is spliced from 2 exons. Gene Ontology annotation, cellular component: mitochondrion. Bases 94 to 492 code for a protein of 132 amino acids. The record is from RefSeq and is a predicted model, not a curated record.
CACCCGGUAUAACGUAAAACCCUAUACAGCCACACCGAGCAAGAAGGUUCUACACACACACACACACUCAGAUCACACAUUUCAAUCUCAUCAAUGGCGGCCAGAAACGCACUCCUCAAGUACCUACGUGUGAACGUCACACCAGCUCUUCAAUCUUCUUCCGCUCAAAACCCUAGCGCUAUCGGAGGAGGACUGAUUCAGCUGUUCCGGCGCCAUUUCUCCGAGGAAGUUCGAGGAUCGUUUCUCGAUAAGUCAGAGGUCACCGAUCGAGUGGUUACCUGCGUUAAAAAUUUCCAGAAAGUUGAUCCGUCUAAGGUUACACCUACUGCCCACUUCCAAAAUGAUCUCGGGUUAGACAGUUUAGAUACAGUUGAGGUCGUGAUGGCUCUUGAAGAAGAGUUCGGGUUUGAGAUUCCUGACAAUGAAGCAGACAAAAUUAGUUCUAUUGAGCUUGCUGUUGACUUCAUUGCAUCUCAUCCUCAGGCAAAAUAAGAGCAGUAUGCCAUCAACUAUUUUGUUUUAUUGAUUUAAAAUGCGCAAAAAGUAUUUGCAUCUUGGGACUAUUUGUUCUUUUGAGUAUUUCUAUUUUCCUCUUUUGGCACUCUAAACCUGCAUACCUUGUAUGAUCUUUUAAGUGCUGCUUCCUGUUUUGCAUAAUUCCAGGUAUUGGGAAAUUACUUUAGUAUUAUUUGGAAUGAUUAUCGACUGUGGGAUAUUAGUUUGUUGAUGAUUUUUUAUUCGAUGAAUACCCA